Molecule: messenger RNA, 2487 nt
Organism: Gigantopelta aegis
Lineage: Eukaryota; Metazoa; Mollusca; Gastropoda; Neomphalida; Peltospiridae
Product: beta-1,4-galactosyltransferase galt-1-like
Exons: 1
Coding region: 701-2209 (502 amino acids)
Source: RefSeq, a predicted model, not a curated record
CAUAUAUGUAGCAUCAAAACUGAAUUGAAAAAAAAAGAAUGACAGAAGGAAAGAAGACUGUACAAGUUUUCGAAACUGCAAGGUGGUAAAAGUCCCGUGAAACUUGUGAAGUACUUUUUUGUUUCACGGAUGAUUGUUUUUUUUAUUUGUCUUCGUCUAGGACUAGCACUUUAUCUGGAUUUCCACCCUUAAUACACUUGCUUUCGCACCGAGUCAAUCUGACCUGUUAAAACAAACAGUAAUCAUUGACUGUACGUACGGGUCAUUCUAAGCAGACGUAUUUAUUGCAUUUGCCGCCUUGCGAGAUUCCUAAUCUGUACACCUGCAUUGUGUGCAUGUACUGGGUACGUGUCUCAGAGGGAUUAUGCUACCUUUUAUAACGUACCGUUUCAUUGUUUUGUGAGGACUUUCCACGGAAUGAAUGUAUUUCUCAAUGACGUUUUGCAAGUAAUGGACUUUUGUCACUGAAGUCUGGAAUACCAGUGCUAAAAAAUAAUAAAACAACUAAGUACUGAAAUAAAACAGACUUAAACUUGUUUCGUUUGUAUACAUUGUGACAUGAAAAUAAACUAGAAAAUGAUCAAAACCUCCGUUGCAACUGUAAGAUAAUACAUGCAAAUAUGAUUAUAUAGGACACAGAUAUUUAUUUUGUGUAGACCUAAUAUCGAUCAACCUUCAUCCGUUUCGUUCGUGGUCCGAAAUGUCUGUCGGUUUCAGAUACUUGCUGCUUGGAGGAUUGUGUCUGUACGUCUGUGUGGUUUUGUCCUUUCUCAGCAUUUUACAGCAGAACACAGACACGUCCAGUGAUUUCAAACUGAAAUACCCUCGAAGUGAGAGAACCAGUUACACGGAGGAUAUCACACCUUUUCAAAGAGAAAACAGAAUUGCGCGAUUAAAUAACAAAAACAGAUUUGCUGAAUCAGAUCUGAAUGCAAACCGAUUUACAGGAUCAAACUUCAGCAAAGGCACACUAGUAAUAGGUAAGUCUGUGGAAGAAAGUAUCAACGCUCUCAACACGAAUUUCCUACCGUUGUUUGACAAUCAUUUUGUCUACUCUGCAUACGUAGAUAAAAGAAAAAAAACUGAGUAUGUUAGGAUUAUUGCCAUUGGUCCUUCGGGAAAGGGCAACAAACGCACUGGAUUCUUCUGUCAUUUUGGAGAAUCUGUCAAAAGAUCCAGUGAUAAAGUUUUUUCAACCGAGCUGAUUUACUACGAAACGUGUGAAAGUCAUCUGAUGGUGUAUUCAUUUUAUAUAAUGUCGUGUCCAAUACCCGAUAAUGUACUGGAGCACUAUCUAACUCUGGGGCAAAGUAACAUCACGAUUACGAGGUCAAACCUUUCAACACGACCUGGAAUCGAACUUCCUGUUUUAAAUAAUGAGGUCGGGAAGACGACCAGUGAUGACGUCAGGUUUGGAUUGUGUAUUCCUCCGCUCUUCGGAAACAUCAAUGUGCUGCGUUUUGUUGAAUUCAUCGAAUUAUCUCGAUUGUUGGGGAGCGAACAUUUUACGUUUUACGCUCAUGAAUUGUCCCAUGGUGUGAAAUCUGUUUUACAUUUUUACGAAAAGGCAGGGAUAGCCACAGUUCUUCCGUGGAAACUUCCGGUACAGAAUAUAUGGUACAAGGGACAAUCUGUCGCUAUAGGUGACUGUUUAUUCCGAAAUAUGUAUAGAUAUAACUUUGUAGCAUUUAAUGAUAUUGACGAAUUUAUUUUACCCCAUCAAGGAGAAACCUGGGAAGAUAUGUUAGAAUAUAUACAUCUCAAUUCAACCAUUACGGCAGAAGACACUGCUGUCUAUCGCUUCAAAAGUUCAUUUUUCACGCCCACGAAAGAGAGAAGAAACUCGACUCAUUUUCCAAAAUCAUACAAAUUAUUUAUUUCACUAAACAAUACAUAUCGUACGGUGAAAGUAAGUAAUAUUAGAACGAAGUUGCUUGUAAAUCCAACCAGAGUUUUUGAAAUCGGUAUUCACCAUCUUAGCAAACCUAUUGACGAUAAAUUUGUCACUUUAAAUGUUGACCCUCAGGUGGCGUUAUUGCAUCAUUACCGGAAAUGCGAUCCAAGCUAUGAUAUGUCAUGUGGGGCAUUUAAAGAGGAUACGACAGCCUUGAAAUACACACAUUCUCUAAUUUCACAUACUGAGCAUGUUUUGAAAGAAAUACAACAUUUGGACAAGACAUUCAACACCAGUGGUUUGAACAAAUUAUAAAAACUUUUUUUUUGUGGGAUUGAAAUGUUAAUUUAACAUAUUGUUUUCCAAUCAAAUAUUUAAGUAUCAGAAAUACGUUUUUCUACUAUGCAUAAUGGAUCACUUUUCGAUACAUUCUAUGUUCACAACUCGAUGUUUUUGAACGCAUCUAACGAAUGAACCGGCCUCGGUGGCGUAGUGGUUAGGCCAUCGGUCUACAGGCUGGUAAGUACUGGGUUCGGAUCCCAGUCGAGGCAUGGGAUUGUUAAUCCAGAUACCGACUCCAAACCCUGAGUGAG